CCCUCCGGCUCCCUGGCGGCGCUUUCCGAGCGCGUCUCUCGUACACGCUGGUGCGGGCGCCGGAGGCUGCGGCGCCGAUGCUUUGGCGCGUGCUCCCCAACGAGAAGCGAUCGCACGGCCGAGAGAGACCGGCGGUGACGGGCGCCGGUACGGCACGACGGGAGUCGCCGUCAGCGGAACGUCGCUGCGAGAAGGACGACGUCGCCGAGCCCGGACAACACGACGUCAAGCCGGCGACCGGCUUCACCGUCUCCUCCGCUUUUCGGCGCGUUUUCGGAAUGACCCUUGACUGACGACGAGCGAAUGAGAGCCACCUGAUAUACGGCCCAUCCCCUCCCAACCGCGAAGCCACCCUCUCCUGUCCAUCAGCUCUGCGUUUCUUCUUCUUUCUCUUCAUCUUUUUUGCAUACAUUCAUACGUUCACAACAAGCGUCUCUGCUUUUGUUUUCACUAGUUCCGAAAGUUCUGCUAGCAACCUUCACCGAAUCCACUGACCGGAAACUGUCUCCUUAUCGAAUUGUGCAUAGCACUUUCAUCAGCGGCGUGUUUCGAGGAUUCUCUCGUUUCUUUAUUUCUCUAUGAAAACUGCGAGUGAUGCCGCCGCUCAGCGUUGUGUUUGUGGUGCGCGAUAAGGACGUGCGAGCCGGCAGCGUCAGACGUGCAGUGGGGCGGGUGCACGCGAGCGUGCGAGUUUGGUGAUGCCUUCCGAUGCCUAAGACGUAUACUUGACUACGCCCUCGCGGACGUUUAAGCAAAGAGAAAAAGAAAGCACGCUGUGUAGUAGUCGGCCAAGAACCCUCAUUCCUGUGCUUUGCAUACCCCCGUAUUAGCCCCUCCAAGCGAAGACCUGUCGCCAGCUGUGUAUAGUGCUAAGAUAGAGUGAUUCGAAAAGAAGUCUUGAAAUAGCAAACACUCGGUACAUCGUUUCAAGAAAGGAUAGCGUCAAAUGUUAAAAGUUAAAAUCAGGAUGCUCAUGAAUGCUUGAUUAGGUUUCGUCGUACCGGGACUUUUCGCUACGGGGAUUGGUCACAUCCAGAAAUCGGUGGAGAGAACUGAACAGAGACGAGGAUGAUGUUCGUUUAAGAAAUCUGGUAUUUCGUAUAGAAGUAGAACAUUCAGGUGCGCGAAAAAUUGGUAUUCUCUACUGGCCAACCAAAGAAGUCUGCACAAGGAAACCGCCCUUGUUCGUCACCGGUGCACGAGAACACUCGGGGAUUCCCCCUGGGUGCCCACGGAAUCCUUCUUUUCGUCCGGGGCUCCACGCCAGCAGCGUCGCAGUCGCAUUCACAGCCGGCUGCGGGCCGCCCCUCUCUUUGUGGCGACGAUGAGUGAGCCAACAGUCGCGCGCCGUGUGUCGUCGGCCAUUCCCAGAAAGACUCGUGACCCCGUCGUGGUGGCGGAGGAGCGCCUCGACGCUGUUUCCAACCUCGGCUUCUGCCGCCCUCUCCACGUCGCGCGACGAAGACCCGUCGUCUUAGGCUUCCCCCGCUAAGAAUUACCAGGCCGCGAGGCCGUAGUAGGAGACCAUGAAUCGCUGCCGCGACUCACGCGCCUGACGUUGUUUCCACCAUCCACGUACCGCCUAAAUCCCUUGGAACGACCGCGUGCGUCCUUCUCAUAGUGUUCCGUUAGUGAUGCCGUUCUCCCCGAGACCUGCCUCAUCACGACGAGCCGCCGACUCCGCCGGCGACCGUCGCUCAACGUCGUCGCCGAAGUCGGCGAGACCUCGGUUCGCGGCUACCCUGAGUAGGCUGGCGCUUGUGUGGAUUGCGACGUGCUCCUUGCUUCCGGAGGCAGCCGCAUUGCCACCCGUCAUCAGAGUCGGAGGCCUGUUCGACAAUGCGGACGACGAGCAAGAGUUCGCCUUCCGCGUCACCAUCGAGCGUAUCAACAACGACAACGGCGUGCUGUUGCGCUCGCGGCUGGUGCCGCGCAUCGAGCGCCUCGACAAGGACGACAGCUUCAGGGCCACCAAGAAAGCAUGUAGUGAAAUACGGAACAUCUCUCUUAGUUACUGCCAGCGGGACGACCUCUCCAUCAACCUCUUCCCCAAGCCCGCGGUGCUGGCCAAGGCGUACGUAGACCUCAUCAAGACAUGGGGCUGGAACAGGUUCGCCCUCGUCUACGAGGACCACGAAGAUUUCUCGCUAUCAAACAGCCGCAAGACAUUGCGGAGAAGAACGGCACUCUAG
Molecule: messenger RNA, 2192 nt
Organism: Rhipicephalus sanguineus (brown dog tick)
Lineage: Eukaryota; Metazoa; Arthropoda; Arachnida; Ixodida; Ixodidae
Product: glutamate receptor ionotropic, kainate 3-like
Exons: 5
Coding region: 1635-2192 (185 amino acids)
Source: RefSeq, a predicted model, not a curated record